GUUUCAGUUCGAGUUGAGCGUGCGUCGGCAUUGGCAGCAACUUCUUCUACAGCGAUAUUUGUGAAGCCGUCACGACAACAACAGAAAAUUGUUGUUAUUUGGAUUUUGAUUGAAUCCAAACUUUUUGCGUGCAACCAUAGACAAAUCCAGCAGCAAGUUGGCGCCACCCACAAAUCUAGAGCCCUACACCAUGGCCGUCAUAACGGAGCAUGGCAACAGCAAUCACAACAUCAUCAACAACAAUAGUAAAAUCGGGAUCAGCAAAGCUGGAACUGCAUCGCCGAACAGCAGCCAGCGUCAGCUAAGCACCGCCCUGACAGUGCCCGAAUUUUUUGCGCACAAAAACAUUUUCGUGACCGGCGGCACCGGAUUUCUGGGCACGGUUCUAAUCGAGGCGCUGCUGGACACACAUCCCGAUAUCGGCACCAUCUAUGUGCUGGUGCGUGGCAAACGCAACUUCGAUCCCAACGAGCGCAUCAAUCGCUUGCUCCAGAAGCCGAUCUUCCAGAAGUACAAUGAGAAAACGCUGGCCAAGGUCGUGCCAGUCGUGGGGGAGCUGACCGAGCCGAACUUUGGUUUUGGCAACGAUCUGCUACAGGAACUGAUCAAUCGUGUGAAUGUGAUCUAUCAUAGUGCCGCCACGAUCAGGUUCAAUUCACCUUUGCGCACUGCUAUAUUCACGAAUCUGACGGGCACCAUGCGCACCAUUGAGCUGGCCAAACAGCUGAAGCAGCUGUCCGCCUACAUCUACUGCUCGACGGCCUUUUGCAAUAGCAACAAUCGUGGCUUGAUCACCGAAGAUGUGUACAAGUCACAGUUCGAUCCAUACGAGAUGAUGAAAAUGGCGGAGAACGAAGAGACCUGGGUGGAUUUCACGCAGCAGAAGUGCAAAAGCUACCUCAAGGAUCAUCCCAAUACGUAUACGUUUACCAAGAAUCUGUCUGAGAAUCUGCUCAUGGCGGAGAUGUCCGGUCUGCCAGCAGCCAUAGUUAGGCCAUCUAUAGUUUACGGCACACUGGAGCAUCCCAUGAAGGGCUGGGUGGGCAAUGCCAAUUCGGGGCAUUUGGGUUUCCUGGCCGGAUUUGUCAAGGGCAUCUUUCGCACCAUGUCCGGCCGUGCAAAUGCCGUGAUUGACAUCAUACCAUGCGACUAUGUGAUCAACAGCUCCCUGGUCAUGGGCUGGUAUGUGGGCACACGUCAUGUGGAUAAGCCCGAGAUAAUACACUGCACAUCGGGCGAGGUGAAUCCGCUGACACUUUCGCAAUUCUGCAACAUAAUCAACGACAGCGUGGAACGUCAUCCGCCCAACAGCUUUGUGUGGAAGCCAAAGACGAAGCUGCGCAAUGGCUGGCGCUAUAAUCUGUUCUUCUAUCUUUUUCAUCUGCUGCCCGCUAUGAUCUUCUAUAUACCGGAGAAGCUCUUUGGCAUUGGUAUGCCGCAGCACACCGCCUACGAGUACAUGCGCGUGUUCCAAAAUGGCACCAAGGCAUUUGAUUAUUUCCUGGACAAGGAUUUCCGGUAUUCCAUGAAGAAUGCCCUGCGCGUCUCCUCACUGAUCCAUGACAGCGAUCGCAAGCGCUACAACUUUGAUGCCAGCCGCUGUGAUUGGUCCGAGUUUAUCGAUCGCUGCCUGAUCGGCAUUAGACGCUUCUACUUCAAGGAGUCGGCGGUGACCACACAAUGGCAUCGCAACUAUUGGAAGGUCUUCAACGUCCUGUACUAUGCCGGCUUUGUAGCGAUCUUUGCAAUUCUCUACUUUGCGCUGACGCCUUUCCUGGGCCUCCCAGUGGGCCUGACGUUGGCUGUCCUCAUUUGGGGCUUCCUGGUCUGGUUGUAGGGCUCGCUAUGAGAGGAUCCUGUUCGCUCAUAUUGUGCAAUAUUCAGUCCAAAAUAACCUUUCACACCUUCAGCUCAGUCGUCUUCAUCGUUGUAAUUGUUCUUCAUAGGAUAUAUCAUGUAUUUUUACUUUAAGUUCUCACACUUGAGUACAAGUCAAUUGCGAAUACGAGUAUAGUAAAAAUCGAGUAAACAAAUCAAUCAAUAUACACUGCAAUUAAAACAAGCUUAAAACUUAGCUCAAAACGUAGUCACAUUUAAACAAAUAGUCCUGGUAUAUAGUCAAGUAGUCAAAUGUUUGUGCACUUGUAAAUUACGAAACAAAAUGGUAAUGAUAAAAUAUUAACUAUGUAAACUAUUAAUGAAAUAAAAAUGACAAUCA
Messenger RNA from Drosophila novamexicana, 2218 nucleotides. RefSeq names its product putative fatty acyl-CoA reductase CG8303. NCBI's taxonomy places the organism in Eukaryota, Metazoa, Arthropoda, Insecta, Diptera, Drosophilidae. Gene Ontology annotation, biological process: long-chain fatty-acyl-CoA metabolic process. The transcript has 6 exons. The coding region runs from base 191 to 1837 and encodes 548 amino acids. Gene Ontology annotation, molecular function: alcohol-forming very long-chain fatty acyl-CoA reductase (NADP+) activity. Gene Ontology annotation, cellular component: peroxisome. The record is from RefSeq and is a predicted model, not a curated record.